AUGGCUGAAAUGUCUGAAGUGGAUCUGGAUGCUCUAGUGGUCCAGGUGGAGGGACUGGGCCUGGAAGAAAACAAAGUGGGCUCUGGGGCCUAUGGAAUAGUCUUCAAAGUCACAGUCAACGGAAAAAAGUGUAUUGCAAAGAAACUUCACAAUAUCUUGCUCCAAGCUGACAACUACUACCCUCAUGCCCCCACUCAGCAGAGGGAGUUCAUUGUGAGAAAAUUCCGCAAGGAGUGUUGCAUUCUGAAGAGUUUGGAUGAUCCCAACGUGGUCAGCUUUGAGGGAGUCCAUUACGGCCAUGACAAGAAUGACAUCAGUCUGAUAAUGGAGAGGCUUCAUUCUGACCUGGCCGACUUUGUCAAGAAGAAUCCCAGCACAAACCUUGCCACUAGAAUCCACAUUCUUUACGAUGUAUCUAAGGGCCUUCGCUACCUUCACUCUCUGACCCCUCCCCUCAUCCACCGAGAUCUCACUGCUCCCAACAUCCUGCUCACUGAGGACCUCACUGCCAAGAUCGGAGACCUGGGCGUGUCCAGGUAUGUGGAUCCAACAGUGCCCACCAUCUUGUCCACUAAUCCGGGACACCUCAUCUACAUGUCUCCGGAAAGCCAAGUGGAGAAUCCCGUUUACACUACCAAGCUGGACAUCUUCUCUUUCGGGAAUCUCAUCAUCCACACUGUCAUCGGGGACUUGCCUAAGGUGUACAGAAUUCUUGAUAAUGAUCCUAAUGAAGCAGUGUACAAGCGUGAGUGGAAGAUGGAGCUGAUGAGACGAAACACAUCUGUCCAUGUUCAAAUGGGGGAGAACCACGCCCUUUAUCCUCUCGCUGUUCGUUGCCUCCACGACCGACCAGAGCAGAGACCAGCAGUUGAGGAAGUGAGGAGCUCACUCAGAGAGCUGGGUCACAGGCACCCCAGAAUGGUGAGUGCGAGAGAGAGGGUUAAUUACUUCCUAUGUUACGUAUAUACUAGUGUAUCCACAGGGAAAUGUAAUUGUCAGCACAUGUAAGUAUAUAUACAUACU
Messenger RNA from Halichondria panicea, 1023 nucleotides. RefSeq lists its product as uncharacterized. The record is from RefSeq and is a predicted model, not a curated record. Gene Ontology annotation, biological process: protein phosphorylation. Lineage: Eukaryota; Metazoa; Porifera; Demospongiae; Suberitida; Halichondriidae. Bases 1 to 1008 code for a protein of 335 amino acids. The transcript has a single exon. Gene Ontology annotation, molecular function: protein serine/threonine kinase activity; ATP binding.